UUUCCCAUCGAUAUGACUUCCUGACUAACCGACAAUAAGUUCGCCGCAGUUAUGGCUCCUGGAAUCACUACCGUGUUGGACGUCCGCACACCUGCUGCGAGACGGCAGCUCGCUAAGACGACUGUGGAUUUAUUCCGCAAUCUUCUCUUCCUCCUGUUCAUAGUCCGCUACUCCCGAGUCGCUCUGACUCAUCUCUACGGCUAUGGACCCAUCGCCAGUGCAAAGAUGGGCUACGCCGCCCUCCGCAAGUCACUCUAUCGCAUAUUCCUGAGUCUCCCAGGCGUGCGAGGCAAAGUCCAAGCCGAGAUCAAACAAACACUGGAAGAGCUGGAGAAGAAACUCGUGCCCUCUGGCCCCGGUAUCACGAGAUACACUGCUCUACCUGCCUCAGGAUGGGGUCCUGAACAAGUCCGCGCCGAGCUGGAGAAGUUGCAUGAGAUGAAGCACACACGCUGGGAAGACGGUAGAGUCUCUGGUGCCGUAUACCACGGCGGCAAAGAGUUGCAAGACCUCCAAAUGGAGGCCUUUGGUCGUUUCGGUGUCGCAAACCCCAUCCACCCGGAUGUCUUCCCUGGUGUCCGAAAGAUGGAGGCGGAAGUUGUGGCAAUGGUCUUGGGCAUGUUCAAUGCCCCCGCCGAUGCAGCAGGAGUAUCGACCUCUGGUGGUUCUGAAUCCAUCAUCAUGGCUGUCCUCAGCGCAAGAGAAAAGGCCCGCAUCGAACGCCGUGUUACGAAGCCUGAGAUCAUCCUACCGGAAACAGCACAUACCGCCUUCCGCAAGGCAGCCGCUUACUUCAAGAUCACCGUACACUAUGUGCCUUGCCCAGGUCCCACCUACAAGGCUUCUUUGUCACAUGUCUCGCGUCUCAUCAACAGCAAUACCAUCCUCCUCGUUGGUAGCGCUCCCAACUUCCCCCAUGGCAUCAUCGACGAUAUUCCCGGUCUCUCCCGUCUUGCACUCCGUCGCAACAUCCCCCUCCAUGUGGACUGCUGUCUCGGCUCUUUCCUGGUUCCCUUCCUCGAGCGCGCAGGCUACGACACCGAACCCUUUGACUUCCGUGUGAAGGGUGUCACCUCCAUCUCUUGCGAUACACACAAGUACGGCUUCGCUCCCAAAGGCAACUCCACCCUUUUGUACCGUUCUGCCGCCUUACGCAAAUACCAAUACUUCAUUUCUCCGGACUGGAGUGGAGGCGUUUAUGCUUCUCCCGGUAUCGCUGGCAGCAGACCUGGUGCAUUGAUCGCGGGCUGUUGGGCCAGCAUGAUGAGCGUAGGAGAAGCCGGAUACAUCACUUCUUGCCACCAAAUCGUCGGCGCAGCCAAGAAAAUGGCAGAAGGUCUCCGCUCCCGCGAUACCCUACGAAACGACUUGCGCAUUUUGGGUAAACCUCUUGUAUCGGUCGUCGCGUUUACCUCGGACACAUUGGAUAUCUACAACAUCGCCGACGCCAUGAGUGGCAAAGGAUGGCAUUUGAACGCGCUGCAAUCACCUGCUGCCAUUCAUGUUGCCGUCACCCUCCCUAUCGUCCCUGUUGUUGAUGAAUUACUCAACGACUUGGAAGCCUGUGUCGAAGAGGAAAGAGAAAAACAACGACAAGCUGUUGUCGAAGGAAAACCUAAAGCGAAAAAGGGCGAUGCGGCUGCUUUAUACGGCGUCGCUGGAGCCCUUCCUGAUAAAACCAUCGUUGAAGAUUUGGCCGCUGGGUUCUUGGAUUGUUUGUACAAAGCAUGAGUGUUUUUUUUUUUUCCUUCUUCUUUCUGGCAAAGAUGUCUUUCAUUGCUCUGUGUUUUACAAUCCUUUUACUUUGCAUUCAUUGAUGACAUUUGGGGGUUGGGUAUAAAGUCCACAUCUUUCUGUGUGUUACUCUUCUUCUUUUGCAAAACGAGUUCUACAAUGAUUGACAAUUCUGACCUGUCGCUGCCACAUCAUUGCAUGUGUGAUUUUGUGCUCCCAUUUAUCGCCGCGAUACGUCGAUACGCG
This is a messenger RNA of Aureobasidium pullulans EXF-150, 1980 nucleotides long. Its product is annotated as putative sphingosine-1-phosphate lyase. The coding region runs from base 52 to 1731 and encodes 559 amino acids. Gene Ontology annotation, cellular component: endoplasmic reticulum. The transcript is spliced from 2 exons. The record is from RefSeq and is a predicted model, not a curated record. Gene Ontology annotation, biological process: carboxylic acid metabolic process; sphingolipid catabolic process. Lineage: Eukaryota; Fungi; Ascomycota; Dothideomycetes; Dothideales; Saccotheciaceae. Gene Ontology annotation, molecular function: sphinganine-1-phosphate aldolase activity; pyridoxal phosphate binding.